UCUCAUCACUCCAUAAGGAAGAUAACAGAUCUUCUUGUUCCGAUCGAGUCUCUCCCCGAGUCCCCUCUCUCUCUCCCUCUCUAAAACUCUUAUUUUCCUUCGUAAGCGAUGGAACUAGCGUUGUCUCUCGGCGACAAUACGAAGAAACAAUUCCCUUUUUUGGAGAAGCACUCGAAGAUUAAUAAUCCAUCUGCCUCGUCGACCUCAACUUCCGACAAGGAUCUUGGGUUCUGCAUGGGUUUAGAUGUUGCUUUUGCUGGUCACAGAUCGUUAUCAUCCUCUUCGUCUCCCUCGGUAGAGGAUGUGAAGGAUUUAGGGUUUCGUCUUCUGUAGAUCCACCACUACAGCUUCAGCUUCACUUCCCUAAUUGGCUCCCUGAGAACGGUCGGCAAGAAGGACGAAUACUCUCAGGAGUAGCUACGGUGGUGGCAGAAGAGGAAGAUGAGGUGGAGGAAGCGGUGCCUAGUAUGUCAGUAUCGCCUCCGAACAGUGUAACUUCGUCGUUCCAAUUGGACUUUGGGAUUAAGAGUUAUGGUUACGAGAGAAGAAACAACAAGAGAGAUAUUGAUGAUGAAGUGGAGAGGUCAGCUUCAAGAGCCAGCAACGAAGACAACGAUGACGAAAACGGAUCCACCAGGAAAAAACUAAGACUCUCUAAAGACCAGUCAGCGUUUCUUGAAGACAGCUUCAAAGAACACAGUACCCUUAAUCCUAAACAGAAGAUUGCAUUGGCGAAACAGUUGAAUCUUCGUCCUCGUCAGGUUGAAGUUUGGUUUCAAAACAGACGAGCCAGGACAAAGCUGAAGCAAACGGAAGUGGACUGUGAAUACCUAAAGAGAUGCUGUGAGUCAUUAACCGAAGAAAACCGGAGGCUUCAAAAAGAGGUUAAAGAAUUGAGAACCUUGAAGACUUCCACACCGUUCUACAUGCAACUUCCGGCCACUACUCUCACUAUGUGCCCUUCUUGCGAACGUGUUGCCACCUCAGCAACACAGCCGGCCACGUCAGUUUCCCAAAACCUAGGUUUGGCUACGUCACCGUUGCACUGUCCGGUUAAGCCUCGUUCGGCCAAACAAGUUUCAUGAGAAGCACGUGCGAAAUAAAUGGUUACAGUUUUAGCGCAAACGGUCGAGUGUGCAUGGUUUAAAUUUGGGUCUUCUUGUGUAUAUUUAGAUUUACUUUUCAUAUUAUUUGGGACGACCGUCUCCAAUUUUAAAAGAGGAAUAGAUCGACUAUCUGGUCAGUGUUUUGUUUUUCUUGGAUGGAACCGGAUUAUAAAAAAAAACACAGAUGGAGGAAAAGGGUUGACAUCA
Camelina sativa (false flax) is the source of this 1313-nucleotide messenger RNA. Its product is annotated as homeobox-leucine zipper protein HAT14. Gene Ontology annotation, molecular function: sequence-specific DNA binding; DNA-binding transcription factor activity, RNA polymerase II-specific. The record is from RefSeq and is a predicted model, not a curated record. Gene Ontology annotation, biological process: regulation of DNA-templated transcription. Lineage: Eukaryota; Viridiplantae; Streptophyta; Magnoliopsida; Brassicales; Brassicaceae.